This is a messenger RNA of Hypoxylon trugodes, 6396 nucleotides long. RefSeq names its product glycosyltransferase family 2 protein. NCBI's taxonomy places the organism in Eukaryota, Fungi, Ascomycota, Sordariomycetes, Xylariales, Hypoxylaceae. The record is from RefSeq and is a predicted model, not a curated record. Gene Ontology annotation, molecular function: cytoskeletal motor activity; ATP binding; chitin synthase activity. The transcript is spliced from 3 exons. Bases 392 to 5986 code for a protein of 1864 amino acids. Gene Ontology annotation, cellular component: cell septum; cell periphery; myosin complex.
CUUUCAUCUGAACCGUCGUCCACCCAAGAAGCAACAUUUUGGGGAGAGCCUCACACAUUUUGGCUUUUCUCCUGUUCCGUUUGUUUCUAUUUUUCAUUUUUAAUACUACACUCGUUUCUGUAUGCUAACCAUACACUCGCUACGCGUAAUAAUUGCUUGCUGUCGGGGAUAAUAAUUCGAACCCUCUUGAUCCAGUGAACCAAAAGAACCAACGGGAUCGGGAGACAGCCCCCUUCACUCGUUGCUGCAAAAGUUUUUGCCAACUUUUACCCCCGAAUUCGAUCUUGCGAGUUUAGUUUAAGCAUUCUUCAAGCGUCAGAACGACGCCAAGCAUCUUCUUCUGAGUCGUCAGUCCAUUGAUAGGCGCCAGCUUUUGGCCCUUGAUCCCAAGAUGACCUUCAACCUCCCGCCGAUGGGUGGUAGCGGAGGUGCUCAUACGCAACCUUCGUUGCCAUCCCUCCCUGCCCAUCUCCAGUCCGACACUCAUUUGACCGCACAUUUAGCUAGUCGUUUCCAUGUAAAUAUUCCGACGGCUCGUUUAUCCUCACAUGCCCUUAUCUCUCUUAACACAUACACCUCGUCGACGAAAGGCCUCGAUGGCGGAAAGGAAGGGAGCGCCAUGGCCGGCGCCGAAGAUAUGGCCGACAGAGCUUUCCUUAGAUUGGGACAUCGCACUGAAAACCAGGCCGUCCUAUUCUUGGGUGAAUCCGGCUCUGGUAAAACCACAAUUCGAUCCCAUCUUUUGACUUCGCUAUUGAACAAGUCCUCGACGCCGUUGUCUAACAAGAUCUCUCUCGCUGCCUAUGUUUUUGACACACUCACUACGACGAAGACAGCAACAACGCCGACAGCAUCUAAAGCCGGUCUCUUUUACGAGCUCCAAUACGAUACCGCAUCGACGACUAACCCGUUACUAAUUGGUGGAAAGUUGCUAGACCACCGUUUGGAGCGAAGCAGAAUUACCGAAAUUCCGACGGGAGAGCGCAAUUUCCAUGUUCUCUACUACCUCUUGGCCGGAACCAGCGAAGCUGAAAAAACACAUCUUGGUAUCGACACUCCCCGAGAUGCUGCCGGACAGAAGCGAUGGAAGUACCUUGGUCACCCCACACAACUCAAGGUUGGUAUCAACGAUGCCGAAGGAUUUCAACUGUUCAAAACAGCUCUUCGAAAGCUAGAGUUCCCAAGAAGUGAGAUCGCCGAGGUCUGUCAAAUAUUAGCUUGUAUUUUGCAUAUUGGACAGCUUGAGUUUGAGACUACCGCGAGUACCACCGCUACGGCAGAUGACAGUGGUGGUUUCUCGCACGAAGGUGGACAGAACAUCACAGCCGCACGAAACAAGGAUGUAUUGGGAAUUAUCGCUGCUUUCCUCGGUGUCAGCGCGCCGGACCUCCAGAAUACCAUGGGAUAUAAGACCAAGAUGAUUCAUCGAGAACGCGUGACGGUUAUGUUAGACCCGAAAGGCGCUCGUGCCAAUGCCGAUGAGCUAGCUCGAACGUUAUACUCUCUCUUAGUUGCGUAUGUCAUCGAAAAUAUCAACCAGAAAAUAUGCGCUCCCGAAGAGUCGAUCGCGAAUACCGUCAGCAUCAUCGAUUUCCCCGGGUUUUCCCAGCAAUCUUCUACAGGGUCCGCGCUUGAUCAACUUCUCAACAAUGCCGCAGUCGAAUCUCUCUAUAAUUUAACGCUUCAGAACUUCUUCGACCGCAAGGCCGACAUGUUAGAUACCGAAGAGGUUACGGUUCCAGCAACAAGCUAUUUCGAUAAUUCGGAUGCUGUCAAAGGAUUGCUGAAGCCCGGCAAUGGCUUACUUAGUAUUUUGGAUGACCAAACUCGCCGACAUCGUACCGACAUGCAACUUCUGGAGAGUUUAAGGAAGCGAUUUGAGGGCAAGAACCCAGCGAUUAACGUAGGUUCCGCGACGGCCAGAUUACCUGGAAGCAAUUUCUUGUCAGAGAACACGGCAGCAACCUUCACGGUCAAGCACUUUGCCGGUGAAGUUGACUACCCCAUCAAGGGACUCGUCGAGGAAAAUGGCGAGGUCAUUUCUAGCGACGUUAUGAACUUGAUCAAGUCUAGCAAGAGUGAAUUUGUCGCCCGCCUUUUCGGUCAAGAGGCCCUUCAGACUGUUAUGCACCCUCAGGAGAGAACUACUGUUAUGCAAGCAUCCGUCAGCUCCAAGCCCAUGCGGGCACCCAGUGUCAUGUCAAGGAAAACAACACGAACAAUGGGAUCGCGCCGACCACGCAAGCAGGAAUCCGUCGACGAUUUUGCCAGCGAAGCGGGAGAUUUCAGGGGAGACAGCAAAUCGAGAGGCGAAUCCAGGAAACCGAGCAUCCACUCCGAGCAAGGAGCGUCUGGUCAAUUCUUAUCUUCUCUGGAAAACGUAAAGCAAGCCAUCACAGCUCCAAAUACCAACACAUACUUCGUAUUUUGUCUCAAGCCAAACGAUAGACGAAUUGCGAAUCAAUUUGAUAGCAAAUGUGUCCGUACCCAGGUACAGACAUUUGGUAUUGCGGAAAUCAGCCAACGACUAAGAUCAGCCGACUUCAGUUUAUUCCUACCCUUUGGUGAAUUCCUUGGUCUUACCGACGCCGAGACGAUUCUCGUCGGAAGUGAGCGAGAGAAGGCUGAAGCAGUCGCUCAAAACAAACAGUGGCCCAACAAUGAGGUGCAAAUCGGCUCCACCGGUAUAUUCCUUAGCGAGCGCUGCUGGAUGGAGAUUUCACAGUUAGCGGAUGGCGCUUCUGCAUCCCAUCGGUUCGCGUCCGAAGCUGGUGACGGAUUAAGUCCCGGUGACAUUCCUUUUGGGGCUUCAAAAGAGCGGUUGGUUUCAAAUGGUAACACACCACAAUACAGUGACAAGCCCCGAAACGGUUACUUCGGCAGUAACGAUGUCGAUGCCCGUUCCGAUGCUGGUGUCUCGGCAUUUGGUGCUGGCGAUAUGUUCAAGAACCUCGACACCAGAGAACAGAUGGCUGAGCGAGGAAACGAGAAAUCGCUCGUUGAAGUCGAAGAGUACAAGGACAGCCCAAGUCGAAAGCGAUGGGUCUUCAUUGUAUAUUUCAUGACCUGGUUUAUCCCCGAUUUCUUGGUCCGUUGGAUGGGACGAAUGCCCCGUAAGGACGUUCGGAUGGCCUGGCGUGAAAAGGUCGCGAUCAACAUGAUGAUUUGGCUCAGUUGUCUCAUCGCCGCAUUUUUUAUUAUCGCCUUCCCUCAGCUCAUUUGCCCCAAGCAAUAUGUGUUCAGUUCUGAAGAACUUUCUCAGUACAAUGGAAAGGAUGGGAACCAAGCCUACGCAGCGAUUCGUGGUCAAGUCUUCGAUAUCGGCAGCUACGCCCCAUCUCAUUACCCGCCUUACCUCGCUACCAAGUCAAUAACGCAGUAUGGUGGUCUAGAUAUUACCUCGUUAUUCCCAGUCCAGGUAUCGGCUCUCUGCCGAGGCAAGGACGGCACUGUCAACCCCGCUGUCACACUGGACUACAAGUCAACAAACAUCACGGGUUCAGCCAAUGUUGUCAACAGCCAGGAUCUCAACGCUCAUUACCACGAUUUCCGCUCCUUCACUUCUCUGCCCCAGCCAUUCUGGUUCUAUGAGAAGAUGCAAAUGCUGAAGUCUUGGAAGAAAGGCACCAUUGGUUACUCUCCAGAAUACGUGGCCACUCUUGGAACUAAGCAAAAUUCUAUUGCUAUUCUCAAUAGUCGUGUAUAUGACCUAACGAAGUAUCUCCUUGGCGGUCGACACGUCCAAGUCAAGGAAGGCGAAGACGAACCAACUGAUCCCGAUAUCAUUAAUUUCAUGGAUGAUCUUGUUGUGGACCUCUUCCAGCAGAAAGCAGGUUCUGACGUAACCAAGCUUUGGAACGCCCUUGACAUAGACUCCGGUAUGCGUGAGCGCAUGCAACUGUGUCUAGACAAUCUUUUCUACGUCGGUGAUGUUGACACGCGAAACUCAACCAAGUGCCAGUUUGCUCAAUACCUCAUUCUCGCCGUUUCGAUUUUACUAUGUGCCAUCAUCGGAUUCAAGUUCUUUGCUGCCCUUCAAUUCGGAGGUAAGAACAUUCCAGAGAAUUUGGACAAAUUCGUCAUGUGUCAAAUCCCCGCCUAUACCGAAGACGAGGAUUCUUUACGUCGUGCUAUCGACUCAGCCGCCCGUAUGCGAUACGACGACAAGCGCAAACUACUCGUCAUUAUUUGUGACGGUAUGAUUAUCGGUCAAGGUAACGACAGGCCCACUCCGCGCAUCGUUCUCGAUAUUCUUGGUGUAUCCGAGACGGUAGACCCCGAACCUCUAAGCUUCGAAUCUCUCGGCGAAGGUCUUAAGCAACACAACAUGGGUAAAGUCUACUCCGGUCUUUAUGAAGUCCAAGGUCACAUCGUCCCCUUCUUGGUCGUCGUUAAAGUUGGCAAACCGUCCGAAGUAUCCCGCCCCGGAAACCGUGGUAAGCGAGAUUCGCAAAUGAUCAUGAUGCGCUUCCUCAACCGUGUUCAUUACAACAUCGCCAUGAGUCCACUAGAACUAGAGAUGUAUCACCAGAUUCGGAAUAUCAUUGGUGUAAAUCCUACGUUCUACGAGUUCAUGCUUCAGAUCGAUGCCGAUACGGUCGUCGCACCCGACUCAGCUACUCGCAUGGUUUCCUCGUUCCUUGAUGAUACACGGUUGAUUGCUGUCUGUGGUGAAACAGCCCUUACCAACGCCAAGUCUUCCUUCAUUACCAUGAUUCAGGUGUACGAGUACUAUAUUUCACACAACUUGGUCAAAGCCUUCGAGAGUUUGUUCGGUAGCGUUACCUGUUUGCCUGGUUGUUUCUCCAUGUAUCGCAUCCGCGCGGCUGAGACAGGCAAACCCCUCUUUGUCAGCCGUGAAGUCGUGGAAAGCUAUUCGACAAUUCGUGUUGAUACCUUGCAUAUGAAGAACUUGCUGCACUUGGGUGAGGAUCGUUAUUUGACAACCCUACUCCUCAAGUUCCAUUCCAAGUACAAGACAAAGUAUAUCUUCAGUGCUCACGCAUGGACCAUCGCGCCCGACUCCUGGGCGGUUUUCCUCUCGCAGCGUCGUCGUUGGAUUAACUCUACGGUACACAACUUGGUCGAACUUAUUCCUAUGGCUCAACUUUGCGGUUUCUGCUGCUUCAGUAUGCGAUUUAUCGUCUUCGUUGAUUUGCUAUCGACCAUUGUCCAACCUGUCGUCAUUGCUUACAUUGUAUAUCUCAUCGUGAUGGUAGCCACUUCCAACUCCGUCAUCCCGUUGACAGCUUUCGUCAUGCUUGGCGCCAUCUACGGUCUUCAAGCCAUCAUUUUCAUCUUACGUCGCAAGUGGGAAAUGAUCGGAUGGAUGCUUAUGUAUAUCGUAGCUGUUCCUGUCUUCUCAUUCGGGUUGCCUCUAUAUGCUUUCUGGCACAUGGACGACUUCAACUGGGGUAACACACGUGUCGUCGCUGGAGAGAAGGGCAAGAAAGUCGUGGUUACAGAUGAAGGUAAAUUCGACCCUACUUCGAUCCCGCGCAAGAAGUGGGAAGAAUACCAAGCCGAGUUAUGGGACGCACAAACCAGCCGAGGAGAUGAUACUCGGUCUGAGGUCAGUGGUUUCAGUUACGCUACCAAACCUGGUAUGGGCGUAGGCGUUCACGAAUACUACCCAUCGCGACCUGGGUCAACGACCGGCAUGAUCCCACCACCAUACGACCAAAAGAACGCAGCCCACCUUAGUCGAAUGUCGUUUGCUCCGACUGAGAACCGAAUGAGCCAGUUUGGUGGCUCGCAGUUCUUUGGCAACCAAAUGCAUGAAGUGGAAAUGUCCAAUCUCGCGGGCAUGCCAAGCGAUGAUGCAUUAUUAGCAGAAAUACGCGAGAUAUUACGUACAGCAGAUCUAAUGACUGUAACUAAGAAAGGUAUUAAGCAAGAAUUGGAGAGGCGCUUUGGUGUUCCCCUUGAUUCCAAGCGCUUGUAUAUCAACAGCGCAACCGAAGCAUUAUUGUCUGGUCAGUUAUAGACACAGACUACCUUUCUUACCACACUACCGUCUAUCUACAUUGUCAUAUUUCUGCAUAUACUUAGACGGCCAUGUUUUCAUUAGGUUAUCUAUAUAAUAUUGCAUUUUAAAUAUCGUAAGGGAGGGGCAACUCGCCAGCAGGCCAGAUUCCGGGUCGGACAGGGUAUCAAAUCAUCGGAGGUAUGGAGUCAAAAUUUAUUAAAAAGCGGAAAGCAAUGUCAGCCAUCUUGGACAAACAACGAAUGAACAAGAAGAAGCUAAAGCGAUGCUGCUGGGUUCGACGCAUACGCGAAGUAAUAAUGGAAAUAAUAUUGGUUUACAACUCGUCUAUAUGUCAUUUUGAAUCGAUUCGUAGCGAAAUGGAGUAUUGAAAUUUUUAAAUACAUAACUAAUUAAAUUUGUCUUCUUCA